GCUGCCAGGCGGGGGAGGAGCCCUAGAGGACGUAGAAGCUCCGCCCCCGCCUCUCCCCUCCCACUCGCUGGAUUUUCGCUUCCCUCCGUGUGUCCCGCUUCGCCCUGGGAGGAUCGGCGCUGGAUCCCCCGUCCAAGGCUCCCCCGUGGGGCUCCGCGUGGUUCCGGGAAGGACCUUUCUUUCUCCAGAGGUUCUCAUUUUGGUCCGUCAGAGCACAAGGAGACCAGUGAGGAUGUGGCCGUGAGCUCUGCAGAUGAGAAAGGGCAUCCUUGGAUCGGGACACACAAAUCUUUGGCCAGGACUCCCUUCUAGAGAAUUUGGAAAUCGUGGCCCAGUUGGAGAAGCAGCUUCCUGCACAAAGGGCCAAUCGAUUAAGGAGAAAAACAGAUCAGCAGUGAGAGUCAUUCCUGGCCUUGAGUCCAAGGCAUAACAAGUGACCUAGAGACCUCUUAGCUGCAACUAUAACAAAAUAAAAUAUUGUUUCCAAAGAUUUAUCUGCAAGCUGACAUCAACAGAAAUACAGGAUGGAGCCUGGGAAACUCUCGGAUCCCCCGUCAGACACAAGCAGCACGCCGAAAAACCACAAAAGAACCCAUGAAUGCUCAGAGUGUGGGAUGUCCUUUGCUCGCAGAUCCUUCCUUUUGACCCACAGGAAGGUCCAUGUGGGAAGCAGAUCCAGUCAGGAUUUGGAGGGUGAGAAAUCCUUUUCUGGAAAAGACACCAAAGAUCCCAAAAGCCCCUCUAGACUAAAACCCUAUAAAUGUGAGGAAUGCCACUUAUGCUUUGGUCAAAAGUCACACCUUCUGACACAUCAGAAAAUCCACACUGGAGAGAAACCCUAUCAGUGUCUGGAAUGUGGGAAAUCUUUCAGUAAAAAAGCCUAUCUCAGAAAACACGAGAGAAUUCACACAGGGGAGAAACCUUACAAGUGUUGGCAAUGUGGGAAGAGCUUUCGUCGGAAGUCAGGACUUUGGAUCCAUGAGAAGUUUCAUGCAGGAAUAAAACCUUACAAAUGCAUUGAGUGUGGAAAAGGUUUCACCCAGAGUUCAGGUCUUCGGACUCAUGAGAAAACACACAGAGGGGAGAAAAACGAAAAGUGCUUUGAAUGCGGAAAAUGUUUUUCCAGGAAAUCAAACCUGGUGCAACACCAGAGAAUUCACACCGGAGAGAGACCCUUUGAAUGCCCAGAAUGUGAGAGACGAUUUAUGUUUCAUUCUCCGUUUCGGAGGCACCAGAAGGAGCACAAAAGGGAGAAACCCUAUAAUUGUGGGGAAUGUGGGAAAGAUUUUCUUACACAAAGAGAGCUUCAGAUUCAUGAGAGAAUCCACACAGGGGAGAAGCCAUACAGGUGUGUGGAGUGCGGUAGAUGCUUUUCCGACAAUGGACACCUUUUAAGGCAUCAGAGUGUCCACACAGGAGAGAAGCCAUACAGAUGCGUAGAAUGUGGGAAAUAUUUUAGAUUAAAGGGAAACCUUUGGAGACAUCAAAAAACCCACACAGGGGAGAAGCCAUAUCAAUGCAACGAAUGUGGAAGAUUUUAUAGCACCGCAUCAGCCCUUAAAAUCCAUGUGAAAAUUCACACGGGGGAAAAAGACUACAAAUGUUUCGACUGUGGGAAAGCAUUUGCUCAGUCAUCUUACCUUAUAAUUCACAGCCGAAUCCAUACGGGAGAGAAACCUCACAAAUGCUCAGAGUGUGAUAAAUGUUUUUCACAGAAAAUUCAUCUUGUGAUACAUCAGAGAAUCCACACUGGAGAGAAACCACAUAAAUGUCUGGAGUGUGGGAAAUGUUUUGCCCAUUCUUCAACACUUCGCACGCAUACCAGAACUCACACAGGAGAGAGGCCUCACAAGUAUGCAGAGUGUUAGAAAAACUUUUCAUUGUAAAUCAAAGCUAAAAAUGCAUCAGAAUGUCCAUAGCAGAGAUCUCUACCCUUUCAGUUGUGAACAAUGAGGGAACUUUUUUUUUCAGAAGUCACACUUUAUUGUUCACCAGGACCUUCACACAGUCCCAGAAGGGAAAUCCUACAAAUGUUUGGUAUGGGGAAAGUGUUUUUUUCUAGUGAAGCAACCUCAAAUACUAGACGAGAGUACACAAUGAGGCAAAAGGGCGCAAGUGUUGGGGGUGUGAGAAUGUUUUCCUCACAAAGCAGCAUUAGUAACUUGCCAGAGUGAUUACACAAAAGAGUUAUAAAUGUGUGAGUAUGUAUAAUGUUUUGCAGAAUACAGGUAGUCCUAAAGUUAUGGCCACAAUUUGGAAUGGAUUUCCAGCCAUAAAUUGCUUACAGUCCUAAAUCAAGGCACCCAGGCAUUUUUGUUAAUUCUUACUAGCCGUUUGUGGAUCAGUGAGGAGAACUGAAGAUUCAGAGAGGAGAAAGUGGGGGUGGGGGCAAUCAGGAUGCAUCCGGUUGCUUAUUUAGUGAUAAUGUGUUGAUGUUGAAUAUAUGCUGGUUGAGGACAAAGAUCGAAAGUUCCUUUUUCUGGGUGUUUCCCCACCACCACAUCCUC
Molecule: messenger RNA, 2507 nt
Organism: Crotalus tigris (Tiger rattlesnake)
Lineage: Eukaryota; Metazoa; Chordata; Lepidosauria; Squamata; Viperidae
Product: zinc finger protein OZF-like
Exons: 3
Coding region: 525-1868 (447 amino acids)
Source: RefSeq, a predicted model, not a curated record